This is a messenger RNA of Rhodamnia argentea, 471 nucleotides long. RefSeq lists its product as uncharacterized. The transcript has a single exon. NCBI's taxonomy places the organism in Eukaryota, Viridiplantae, Streptophyta, Magnoliopsida, Myrtales, Myrtaceae. Bases 1 to 471 code for a protein of 156 amino acids. The record is from RefSeq and is a predicted model, not a curated record.
AUGAUGAUGAACACGAACUGCAUCGACUGCAUAGACGUGCAGAACCCGCUGAAGAUAAGCAAGGCCCUGGUCAAGCACCGCCAGUGGGCCGAGUCCGACGCCAGGUUCUUGAGGAUGAUCAGCGCGAGCGCGAGGGACGGUGCCGUCGGCGGCGGCCGCGACCCCUUCGUCGACGGGUACGUGUGCCGGCAGAGGUUUCUGAGGAGCUACAAGUUUAGCCAGAAGGAGGAGACGGUGGCUCAGAGAACCAAGAAGUGGUUGAGGGGGGCGAAGCAGAGCGCUGCCGCGCAGUCCACGUCGAAGGAGGAGGGCAAGAACGAGAACAAGGGCAAGAAGAAGAAUAAGAAGAAGAAGAGCAUUGGCGACGGUUCUUGCUCGUUUCUUGAGGCUGUCUUCAACUUUCUGUUCCUGUGCGUCGCCAAAGUGGACGUCGACGAUGUGGUUCUUCGGACUCGGCCGGCCAAGGCUUGA